Molecule: messenger RNA, 1581 nt
Organism: Pediculus humanus corporis (human body louse)
Lineage: Eukaryota; Metazoa; Arthropoda; Insecta; Psocodea; Pediculidae
Product: luciferase, putative
Exons: 11
Coding region: 1-1581 (526 amino acids)
Biological process (GO): long-chain fatty acid metabolic process; fatty-acyl-CoA biosynthetic process
Molecular function (GO): long-chain fatty acid-CoA ligase activity
Source: RefSeq, a predicted model, not a curated record
AUGCCAGGUGAUUCACUAUCACAAGUUCCAGAAUGUUCCAUCGGUGAAUUGAUUUUACCCAAAUUGAAAUCCUUGCCGAAAGAUGACGUAUUUCUGAUAGACGGAGAAACGGGAAUCGAACAAACCGUCGGUCAAUUUCUUUCAAACGGACUACAAUUAUUGGAAGGUUUGAAAAAAAUAGGUUUGAAUGAAAAUGACGUCAUUGGUAUGCUGUGCAAAAACGGUUUCGAAGCCAAUUCAAUUGUUUUGGCAUCGUGGAUCGGUGCUGCCACUCUUGCUCCAGUCAACAGCUCCAUGAAAGUGUCCGAGCUUAAACAUGCACUUUCCGUCAUAAGACCAAAAUUUAUUUUUUGCGAAGAUGACGUUUUAGAAAAAGUCCAGUCGGCACUCGGCGAUUCGUCUUCGGAUAACGUCACCAUCAUUCUCGUCAACGAAAACAAGAAUUCAAAGUACGCAAAUUUAAGAUUUAAAGAUGUUUUAGUGAACGUCGAUGUCGACACGUAUAAACCUCAACCGGUUAAAUGUCCCGGGCGUCAACUUGCCGUCAUUUCGCCAUCGAGCGGAACUUCCGGUUUACCAAAAGGAAUCGGAAUCUCUCACAAGAAUUUAGUCUUUCAAAACAUGGUCCUAGAAAAAAUCGAUUUGUUCGACAAAACUGAAAUCUGUUUACAACUGUCGCACUUUUACUGGAUAACUGCCAUUCUCAUGUUUUUGAGAAGUUUAACUCUGGGAACUAAACGUAUUUUUUUAAACGUCAUCAAUCCCGAAAACACUUUCAAAGCCAUCGAAAAAUAUAACCCUACUUUUACAAUAUUGGCUCCACUGACACUUUUGGGUUUGACGAAACAUGCGGAUUUUAAAAAAUACAAUUUAUCAAGUUUGAAAUACGUCUUGGUUGGAGGUUCUUCCCUAACGGACACCAUGCUCGUUCAAAUCAAGGAAGCCUGGCCGAAAAUUAAAUUGUACAACACGUACGGCAUGACGGAAGCAUCGGGAAUUGUGUGUCAAAACAAUGAUCAAGAUACGUCAAUCGGUCGCGUCACACCCGGAGUAUGGUUGAAGAUCGUCGACACGACCACCGGAUCCGCGUUAAAAUCAAAUUCUCCGGGCGAAAUAUGCAUUCACGGUUGCGGCGUCAUGGCCGGAUACGUCAACAAUGAAAAAGCGACGAGAGAAUCCAUAGAUGACGACGGAUGGCUUCAUUCCGGCGACGUCGGUUACUACGACGACGACGGGAAAUUUUUCAUCGUCGACAGAAUAAAGGAAAUGAUCAAAGUCCGAGACAUGCAAGUAACUCCCACGGAAAUCGAAAACGUCAUUUUGACGGUUCCCGGAGUGUUCGAAGUCGGAGUCGUCGGAAUCCCACACGAAAGAGAUAUUUUUCAUUUGAUGGCUUUGGUCGUCAAAAAGGAAAAUCAUUCCGUAAAGGAAAACGAUAUACACGCAGCCGUGAACGGAACUCUUUCAGAGUAUAAAUCACUAACGGCUGGAAUUCGUUUUAUCGAUUUCAUUCCGAAAACGGCGACCGGAAAAAUUGAUAGAAAUACCCUUAAAUCGAUCGCGCUUGAGCUUUACGCGUAG